GAAUGGCAGUAUCAUGAUAGAAUGUUAUGACAUCAUGACUUGUGGCCAAACAUCUGAUAGUCACAACAGGCAGCCAGUCCAAAACAUUGUGACAUCAUUGCACCAAUAUUCUACUCAGGCCCCAGAGGGUAAAGUGAAGGCCACUUUAUAUCAAACAGACCUGAGCUGGACAUCAUACUUACUUACUGGAAGUGCAACACGUGAAGGCUCAAGACUGCCUAUAACAGCAGUCACAAUUCAAUAGAUGAGUUCCACUUUGAGACAAUGGAAGCCAGGUGGGAUGAUGCAGAGCACCCAGAGGGCCGACUACAGGCCCUACACGGAGGCUUCACUGCAGGUCUACCAGUUCCGCUGCCUGCCCAAGAAAAAGCCCAGCUUCCACUCCACUCCCCCGCCUAAGAUAAAUGAGGAGACCUGGGCCAGGUACCGCAAGUACUGCUACCGGACUACAAACAGUAUGUAUGGAGACUCCUCUUUCACUCAGAAGGGGAAGUCCCUGGUGGUCUCUGUACUGGAGAAAGACCCUAAGCCUGUGCCUGCUGAGGCCAAAAAGGACCAAGGGACCCUCUCAACUGUGAACGAGAGGCCCUCUGCCACUCCCCCUCAAACGGAGUGCCAGGACACCCCUCUGCUCCCUGCCAAGGGGAGCAAAUUGACUGCUGGGUCCUCCCCUCCCGCCGCCUCCACCACCAGCUCGACUGCCAGCCCCCCAUUAGCAUCAGCCUCCGCGCCCACCCGCACCUCCUCUUCAGCCAAGCUUUCCCUCAGCCCCACCGUCAAAGAGGCAUGGAGGUCAGACAUCACUGUCGCAAAGGAAACGGCACCAGUUGCCAAGGACACCAUGAAGGCCACGGACAAGCUGCCACAAAUUGGCAGUGGAGAAGGUGCUGUGGUGCAGCCUCAGGAAGUCGAGGACAAGCCCGAGCUCACCACCUAUGAGGAGUUCCUACGGGAGGCGCGCGCCAUAGACCAGCAGCAGCGUCUGCUUAAUCAGCGCUGCGCUUCACUGACCACCUACACCCUCAGAGGGACUCCUCCAGAGUACACCAGCUACAGGCAGAGCUUCCUCAGCCUCCAGCAGGACGACAACAAGCCCAUUCUCGAAGCUCCCUAACCCCGAAAAAAAACACAGGCAUCUGAACUUUGUGACGGAGUAUGCGGAUAAGUUUGGAUUCCUGCAGCGGGUGUUUCCUCCGAGUACCUGCAAAAACUUCACCCCUGCCAAGGUGACACGUCCAUGGGUAGCCAUCCAACACACGGCAGCACCACGAAGGACCAUGUGCUCUGAAUACAUGUCUAGCUACUGCCACCCACGCGCCAUGUCCAGGCCAAAGACAUGCUGAAUCAUGAGACGCUUCACCUAGAUGCUGAUGGACCUUUUUCACAACCAUCACCACUGCCAUCAUCUUCAGAACAGACAAGACUAUUUUAAGUUUCAGCGAUGUAUUUUACAUAAAUAAAAUGUAAUCUAGGCCUCUCAACUUGGAAUGUCAUUCAACUUCAACUGUCGAGCACUGCAAUUUAUAUUUAUAGUUUACACUUCAUCAAUCAAUCAAUCAGCGGUGUUGUUCAUCAGCAGUGAAAACACACCCAACAGUUUGAUCCGCUGAGGGGCAUGACAUUGGGCCAUUGGCCAAUCCCUUUACCCCGAUGCAGCUGUUCAAAGUAAACUUUCCAAUCAACUCAAACAAGUACUGUUUAGUCGCUAAUUAAGAUUCCUGGCGCGCUGCCGAGAUGGGGAAAUGGCCUCUGGGGAAGUUUCAUAUUAUGGACUGAUGUCCUGGAAUAACAACAGCGGAGUGCUCCGGGCCCGGACCUGCGUGCAUCAGGAGGUGUCUGGAGGAGGAGGCCGAGGGGUUUUCCGGCCAGAAUGGCAUCACAGUCUGAGCACUCGAAGCUGGAGCGUUCUUGGAGAUCGGGGCGAUGCUGGUUUUCCGGAGCGGUGCUCUUCACUCGUCGUAUUCUAACGAAACCUUUCCUGCUGCAGUCUUCACAACCGGACGUGCAAGAUCGUUCAUCUGUGUGUGAUAUCACUGCAGCAAAUUGGCCAAAAUAAGCAACAACUUCUCUACGAUACUUAAAACAUUAAAGGUCACCUUGUCAGAAACUCCACAUAGAAUAAAUAAGGUACAUUCAUGCCACUCUCCUUUUACUCUCUUUGGAGGUUACUAAAAAGGUAUACAAAGAAAACACAUGUAGUUAUUACAUACACUGCAUAGCUAUCAGAAAAUAGAAUAGCACUGAACAUGUACCAAAAGCAUGACAAACAGGACAGGUUAAAUGUUGAUAAUGCCAAAACCAUUUAUCAAUUGGAUUUAUGACUUGUAUUGUAGUAUACCUUGUAUAAUUAGGCAAUGGUCAAUCAGACUGGUGUAGUAUUAAGGACUUGACACAGUAAGUGAACUCCUAUGGAGUUCAAAAGGAUUAUUGUUUGUGGUUCGAUUUAUCCAAACAUUCAAUACUGUAUUAAGUUUAAGUCAUUACCUCGCUUCUGUGACAACAAAGACUAACCUGGUCUUUGAUCCUGUAUUUGACUUGAUAUGCUGUACAGACUCUUCAAGAGACAAGUAAUAAAACAAAAAUGACGAUACAAA
Messenger RNA from Clupea harengus (Atlantic herring), 2594 nucleotides. RefSeq lists its product as uncharacterized. The record is from RefSeq and is a predicted model, not a curated record. Lineage: Eukaryota; Metazoa; Chordata; Actinopteri; Clupeiformes; Clupeidae.